Messenger RNA from Camelina sativa (false flax), 1259 nucleotides. NCBI's taxonomy places the organism in Eukaryota, Viridiplantae, Streptophyta, Magnoliopsida, Brassicales, Brassicaceae. The record is from RefSeq and is a predicted model, not a curated record.
UUCCUAACCUCUGCCACCAGAAAAAACAAAGAAUAGACAGAUUCAUUCAUUAGAAGAAGAAGACAACACAAUCCAUAUUCUCUUACCCAAUCGUCGUUUCGAUUUUGCAGAUCUCGUCUCCUUGUCGAUUUAUUCGUAGAGAUGGCAAGUUCGAAGGGGUCUCAGAAUCUUAGAAAUCUGGCAUGCACUGGGAAGCAGGCUUUACUUCCUCCGAAAAGUCCGUUUACUGGUGGCCCAACAUUCUGUGCAGAUUUUGCUCCAGCUAGUGUGAUUGGAUCUAAGGCUGUUCAUAAGCUGGGAGAAGGAAAUAUCAAUCAUCAUCGAACUUCGUCUGAGAGCUUUCUGAUUGAGGAACAGCCUUCUUGGCUUGACGACCUUCUCAACGAACCUGAGACACCUGUACGGAAAGGAGGCCAUCGACGGUCAUCAAGUGAUUCAUUUGCAUAUGUAGAUGUCCCUGUUGGUUUUGAUGUUGAUUACACACUUUGGGAUGGUGGUAGAUAUAACAAUAACAGUUUCUCUGGUGGUCCCAAGGAGUCUGAUUACCUCAGAAGUCAGCCAGUCCCCUUCUACCCUUCAGCUCAUUUGCCCAAACAGAAAAUGAGAACAUGGGAUUCUGGUGCUCGCCCAAACAGUAGUAGUUCUGGUUGUUUGGAGAGCACCUCUAUCCCAAGAUCAGGGUCAUCCAGUAGCCUACAUGAAGCAGACAAGGUUUCUUGUGCUUCUGAUGCCAAGAAAGAUGUUUCUAUGCAUUUCAUCAAUAAUUCCGAAAAAAGGGAUAACUCUCUGGCUAAGUCUGCUACUUCCGAGGCAGAUACCAAACGUGCUAGACAGCAGUUUGCUCAACGCUCUCGGGUCCGUAAAAUUCAGUACAUAGCUGAACUGGAAAGGAACGUCCAGAUGUUACAGGUAGAGGGUUCUGAAGUGUCGGCGGAGCUUGAGUUUCUCAAUCAGCAGAAUCUAAUCCUCAGCUUGGAGAACAAAUCUCUUAAGAAUCGGUUGGAAAGCUUAGCACAAGAACAGCUUAUCAAGUACUUAGAACAUGAAGUAUUGGAGAAAGAGAUAGUGAGGCUGAGGGCUUUAUACCAGCUACAACAGCAGCACGAGCCGCAACAGCAACAGCAGCCAAAAAAGCAAGGAUCAUCUAGCCACCAGCGUUCUAAAAGUAGAGAUCUAGAGUCGCAAUUCACGAAUCUGUCCUUGAGGCCCUAAGGUUUCAAAGUUCCUGCCAAAAAUAUUUUUAUGCUUAUGGCUUGCGC